CACAUUCGUCUGUCAAUUGAGAAUCGCUGUAUAUCGUUUGUUUUGUUUGUGAUUCGGUUUAGCUUUUAAACCGAGCAAAGAGAUUCUAUUUAUCGCGGAAUGGCAUCCGGAGGUGGAAAAAAGCAAGCAAACCGGAAUUCUACAUCGAAUUCAACGGCUCCCGCCCCAAAUUCAACGGCACAAGAAAAACCAGAGAAGCCCGAAUAUGUGCCACAAUUUAUGCAAGAAAUUUCCGAUAUAAUGCGUGGUUAUGGUGAUUGUGAAAAACCAUUGAUGCAAACGGUGAUUUUAGUCGAAAAAAUUGUGAUCGAACAAAUGAGAUCGUUGCUCAUUGAUAUUAUUAAUGUGGCUAUGGAUCGAAAGGGUAAGCCACAACCAACACAAAAAGAUUUUGAAUUUAUGAUGAGAAAACAUCCAACGAAGCUAUUUCGCUUGCAAAAGCAUCUCAAAGAUUUGGACUUCAAGCGACGAUAUCAAGACAUGAUAUCAGGUCGACCGAUGACAUAUGCCGAGGACUUUGAUGAGGAAAAUUUUGAAGAACCAGAAGAAGUUGCCGAAAAAUAUGACGAAGAGAAAGUGCGCCGAUUGUUUAGAGCUGACCGUAUCUCGUUAACACUAGACGCAAAAAAAUAUGCUGAAUUUAAUGAGGCUCGUCGAACAUCAUUCCAUUGCCGAAAUUCGGCUGCAAUCAAGGCAAAAUUAAAGACCAUUAUAAAUCCACCGGCCGGUGCCACCAUUUCGGGUCAUGUAUAUACCAUUUUGGGUUAUUUGGUGCACGAGACUAUCGCAACACUUUGUGACUAUGCUAUCUUAACACGAUUGGAUUCAAGUAAUCGUGCUGUUGAUCCAUUUCAUCGUAUCGCAACUUCAGGCACUUCAUUUUCAAUGAUGCAUUUAUGUCCCGAAGUAACACAAGGCCGAGCCGAAGAUGGAAUCAAACCAAUUACAGUUCAAGAGAUUCAAGAGGCAAUGCGACGACACACAAUGAACUACGAAAGACCCUUGGGAUUGCAUCGAAACAUCAUAGAUCGUUAUUCGUCAAUGCCUUAUUUAGCUAUAUAAAUUUUAUGAUACUCAUAGUAUUACAUAUAUGUAUGAUGAAUGCUCAUCGAAUAACCAUCAAUAGCACAUAGCUUCAAACUGUCAAAUCAUAACCUCAAUUUUGGCAUAUUAUCAUUCUUGUACAUUCAAUCGGUUGUGUUGUUUAAAAUAAAUCGAUUGUAGCAAAA
This is a messenger RNA of Contarinia nasturtii (swede midge), 1229 nucleotides long. RefSeq lists its product as uncharacterized. Lineage: Eukaryota; Metazoa; Arthropoda; Insecta; Diptera; Cecidomyiidae. The transcript is spliced from 4 exons. Gene Ontology annotation, molecular function: protein heterodimerization activity; transcription coactivator activity. The record is from RefSeq and is a predicted model, not a curated record. Bases 100 to 1062 code for a protein of 320 amino acids. Gene Ontology annotation, biological process: transcription by RNA polymerase II.